This is a messenger RNA of Amaranthus tricolor (Joseph's coat), 736 nucleotides long. RefSeq names its product mitochondrial import inner membrane translocase subunit TIM8-like. Bases 290 to 523 code for a protein of 77 amino acids. NCBI's taxonomy places the organism in Eukaryota, Viridiplantae, Streptophyta, Magnoliopsida, Caryophyllales, Amaranthaceae. The transcript is spliced from 2 exons. The record is from RefSeq and is a predicted model, not a curated record.
AUGUCAGAAUUUGUCAGAGAAAAAAAAAAAAAGAUUCACCGAAAAGUUUUCUUAAUCUCAUGUCUAAGGAUCGACAGUUGGUGCCUACGAGGCUACGAAAGUAAAUUGGCCCGGAUAGCCCAAGCGCCAAGAGUCGACACAAAGCCCAUAGGCUUCUUUGUUCAACGAGCAGUAUUCUGAGGGUUGCUUUGUUCAUAUGCCUUAGGGUUUUACAAUCGGCAAAUCUUCGAGGUUUUAAAGAGCCAUUUCUGCGAAAAUCCAAAGGAUUUUUAUAAUCAGUUAGCAUAUCAUGGACAGUUCAUUCAAUUCCCCUGAGUUGCAAAAUCUGCUUGAACAAGAGAAGCAGAGAGCAUUGGUGAAUGAGAUGGUAUCAAAAUUGACGAGCGCUUGUUGGGAUAAAUGUAUUACUGGUACACCCGGGAGCAAGUUCAGUUCCAGUGAAACAUCCUGUCUUCAGAAUUGCGCUGGCCGAUAUCUUGACAUGAGUAUUUUGGUUAUGAAGCGAUUCCAAUCGAUGUCUUAGAAUAGGCUAUUGGUUGCCCAUAUGCAAUAAUUUCCUUCCAGAGGUUAUUUGUGCUGUUAUUUUAAGCUUAUUUGGUGAUGUUUCUUGUGAACAUUCAUAAUGCCCCUAUGCAUUUGAUGAUACAUGUAUGGUUUUUAAUAGUUAGAAGUUUGAACAAUCUGAAUCUUAUAACUAAAAUCAUCUUUUUUGAAGAGAACUUAUUAUUUACAAUCA